UAUGCCUUGUUCAUCAAAAAUGGUAAAAAGUUGAUCAGUUAGUGCAUGCUUUUUGGGUUAAAAUAUUUCAUAAUGGCCAAUAUAGCUGAACAGAGAAUAAAAAGAGAGUUCAAAGAAGUUGUCAAAAGUGAUGAGGUGGCAGCUUGUCGUAUCAAAGUUGAGUUAAUAGGUGACAAAUUUGACCACCUGAGGGGAGAAAUUGGUGGGCCACCCGAUACACCAUAUGAAGGUGGACAGUUCACACUUGAGAUCAAGAUUCCAGAAACGUAUCCUUUCAAUCCACCUCUGGUAAGGUUCAAGACCCAAAUAUGGCAUCCUAAUAUUAGUUCUGUGACUGGGGCCAUUUGUCUAGACAUUUUGAAAGAUCAGUGGGCAGCAGCCAUGACACUUAGAACGGUUUUAUUGUCGCUACAAGCCCUUUUAGCUGCUGCGGAGCCUGAUGACCCACAGGACGCAGUCGUCGCACAACAGUACAAGGAACACCCUCUAAUAUUUGAACAAACUGCAAGACACUGGACAUCAGUUUAUGCAGGAGGUCCCAAAAAGGAAACAGAAUUAGAGCAAAAAAUAUCCAAGAUAAAGAGCAUGGGAUUUGGUGAACAUCAAGCUAGAGUUGCAUUAUCAUCCAAAAAUUGGGACAUAGAAAGAGCGACAGAAUACCUGCUAACCAGCUAGCCAAUGACUGCGUGGUCUAGACAAUUAUAAUGUGAUGCAUCAUCUGGUUUUUUGGAGUACUUUCACACUGGAAAACAAGGCAUACAUAAUUGUAUUGGUUCAUAUGAUUUCCACUUGUGCUGACAUAUACGUGUUUUAUUCUUCACAGCCUGUUUAACACAGGGGUAAAUUGUUGAUUUUUCCAGCUAUACUCCAGUGUGCACCAAAUUAACACACAGCUUUUAUCUGCUUAGAACUGUACAUACUGACAUGUUGAGAAAUACCCAUGAUUCCUAUAUUUAGAAAGAAAAAUGCAUUUUAAAAUGUACAAUCAUUCAAAUAUUAGCCUUUUCUAAAACCACAUAAUUACCCCGUCCUAUAAUAUUUUUGGGUUUCGUAGCUCAAAAAUAAAAAACGACAUUGAGGAAAAAUAAUUACUAUUGCACACAGAGGAAAAUGUAUAAUUGUUUUGUUAUAUUUAUGAAGUGAUUUUCUGAAAAAAAUGUCCUGUCUAGAUUAGGGGUCAAUUAGACUUAGCCUUAUUUGUAAUAAUAAUAUUACUACUACUAUACUACUACUAUUUUAUCAUACAUGGUAAAGCAGUGGUUUUCAGUGAUUUUAAUGUUACCAUUAUAAAGCAAACCAGCAAUGCAAGAAUGCCAUAAAUAUAUACAGAAUGUUAUAAUCGUGUAUUAUAAAAUGCAGGCUAUGUAUAACGUGUAUACAGUUGGAUGUUUUUUAAGCAGCCACUGAUCUGCCUUGAGUGGUCAGCUGUAUGAUACUACUUUAGAUUGCUGCUUGACUUGAAUUUGACUGCAUAUACAACUAACAUGUCAGGUCUGAAAUGAUUGUCAUAUUCGUGUUGUCCAAGGUGUGAGAGAAUUGUGAAAAGGUUCAUCAUCUUACAUUGAAAUAUAUUAAUAAUGAUUCCACUUGCUAGCUUCUUUCAUGUCUACCUUUGUAAUGUUUUCAUUUGUGAAAUCCUUCUUAAUAGGGCUGAUAUUUCGUUUUCAUAUUCAUAAACCUACCCACAGUGAUCCUUACAAUAUUGAUAAAAGGAGUUGGAUUCACCCUCAUACUUUGACAUUUUCAUGUGUCGCAAACACUGUGUAAAGGGAGGGGAGUGUUCAAAUAGUUCUGUGGAGCAACUGGUAUCGCAAGAACAGUGCCCGUUCUGUGUGGUUUUGGGGGAUUUAUUUUUGUUCUCUUUUUUAUUCUUCUUUUUUUUUUCUUUUUUUUUUUUUCUUCUUGUUUUUUUUGACAAACCAGGUAUGAUGUACAGUACACUCAUUUGGUAAUAUCUUUUGGGGUGGGUUUUAUUUUGGUUUUGUAUGUUUGUUUUUAUUAUGAUUUAUUUAUUUAUCUUUCUUACUAUUUUGUUAUAUAUUUGUGUUUCCUGUUUGGCAAACCAGUUUACCCCAUUAGUCAGAACCCUGGUUUAACACAAAUGACACUCAUUUAGUGGCUGGUUUGUGUUUUAGUUUACAUUAUUUUUUUUUAUUUUUUGCAUAUUUGUGUUUGUUGUUAUCAAACCAGUUUGUUUUCGCCUCGAUUGCUACAUUGGCAGUAACUUAAUUUGUUUGUUAUGUAGAGUUAAGUAGAAAUAUAAUUCUUCUAAUAUAUGGUGUUUAUAAUCCCAUGUGGUUGUUACUUUUCUUGCUAUAGUGAAAAGACCCAUUGGUGACAAAACGUAUGUUGAAUGCACUAGUUAUGGGCAUUAUGUUUUAAGAGAUGAAAAUAGAAUUAUGCAUGUAUGACAAGAUAAAAAUUAAUGAACAUACUCAAAACUAAAUAUCAGAUUAUUUGAAACUAACAUGCAUAAAUUUAAAUUUUAUAAUUCAUAUUGAAUUGUAGUUACUAGUCCUGAAAGACAGAACAGUAAUAAAUUAUAGAAUUGUAGAUUUUGUUUUUGAUUUUUUAAAAUAAUAUUUCGACAGGAGUUAAAACACCCUGUGAUGAUAGGAUUGUGACCUAAAAUAGUUGAUGAAAUUCCUAAAUCUUACCUCACAAUUGUUUUCCAUUCCUCUAGUACAUUUUGAUAUUAUAGCCUAACUGUUCACACUCAUUUCUUAUUUUGAAAUAUGUUUAACAUCAUGGCAUACACCAACACCCCAAGAUCAAGUUAGAGAAAUUUCUUGAGUUUUUUUGUUUUUUGUUAAUAGGUUCUAUAAAUUAAAGAUUUUAUUAUUUAAAAAGUUUGGGAAUUAGCUUUAAUCCAAAUUUUGCUAUUAAGCAUGCAGAUUUUAUUUGCUCCAAUGUAAAUGCUUUAUUAGAUAAAUCCGCUUUUGUCCAGAUUUCAACUAGUCUUAAGCUCCUAGAUUUACUGGCAGGAAUAAAACACAAUUGAAGGCAUAAAAUGGAGAAUGUUUAAAUAUUUAAGUAUUUAUAAUUAAUCAUCUAUGAUACCAUAAUUGUUCUUCACUUAAAUCAUCUUUAUCUCCAAUGUAAGUAAAAAAUUGAGUAUUUGAUUAAAAAAAAGUAUUUGAUUAUAAAAUGUCUUAAAAAGAUGCUGACCUGUCAAAGAAGUUAACAUUAUCCAUGUGAUUUGUACAGAUUUAGAAAAUUAUGGAAAUUUGAGUACACUAUGUCCAGGAUUUUGAAAGUUUAGAAUUUUUUUUUUUUUACCUUUGAAUUUGGAAAGUCUUGAAAAAUUGUGAUUUCACAAGUGUUCAAAUUUCAAUCACUCAUAAUAAAAAUAAUUUCAGUGGUUUGUAUUCAUCCCACUUCCCAUGUGAUAUUUGGCGACUAUCCUGGUCUCGGCUUUGAUGUAUGAUAUUCCAAUCUGUUGUUACAAGUAAGGGAGACAAGCACUCUUUCAUCACAUCAUGUAGUAUAUAGUGGCUUUUUGUAGACAACAUACCAAUAAAUGUGACUUACAUGUUACAUUUAUUUUCAUGUACUUAGUGGUGGCUACAUACAGAUGCCAUAAUUGUAACAAUAACUUACAUAUUACAUUAUUAGUCAUAUGCUGGUGUGUUGUUAAACAUUCAGUCAUUCGUGUAUUUAGCAGUGGCUAUUUAUAAACCUCAUACCAGUGAUCAUAACUAGUGGCUAUUUGUAGAGGACAUGCCAUCUUAAAUAUAUAUCUCUAAUUUGUGAUGUAUGCUAAUAUAUAUUAAUAAUAUGUUAUAGGAUUCAUAUUUUAAUUUGGGGCUGUCAGUGAGUUUCCUCUCUUUUCUUCUGUGUGAUUUUAUAUAUGUAUGCUAUUUUUGUGUGUAUGUCAGGUUUGCUUUCAGCGCCCAUGUUAGAAACACUUUGUGUCAGGACUUCGUCAGACAAAGCAUAGUUAAAUUAACCCUACAAACUAACCCAGGGUUAGUCUUACAAAUUUCUUUUAAUUAUUUCUGCACAAAUACAAACUAAACUAGAUUUGAUUGUGUAUGGUUGUCCUAAAUCAAGUUUCAACAAAGGUUUUCUAUUACUAUUUCUAUUGAUUCAGUCAUUGGUUUUAACAGUUCUCUUAACUACUGGUUAAGCAAACUGUUUGCUUGUUGCUGACCACCCCUUAUUAUGCUAUAUCAAGCAGUUCACAUUUGGAUUCAUUAUUUCUCCCACACUUGUACUGUUCUAGACAGAACCCUUUGAAGGCAAUAUUGGGUUGCAUUUGAUCCGACAUCAGAAAUGGGUUCUAAUGAGACGCGGCAUGAAAAAUAUGAAAACGGUGCACCAUCAGGCUAAAAUGACCUUGAUGUAUUACUGAAGCCUAAACCAUGCUAAUUUUACAGUGUAAAUUGAGCAUGUAUGAUCAUUUUUGUUAGCAUGUCUUGUAUAAUAUAUUCUCUUGACCUGCAAGAGCCAGAAGAUGUGAUCUCGGUUUUUGUCGGUUGCACUAAGAUGACUCAAUGCUACUCUCUCUUAAUUGAUCUAUGUAAACCUGUGUGAGUAUUCAGUAAGUUACGUACCGGGUAUGUCGGCCAGAAGGUCCUGUUCUUGUAUACCAUCCCAAGAAUCACAAUAAGUGGAGAUAGAUGGUUUUGCUAUUAAAUUAAAUAGAAUUAGUUAUUGGUGUUUAAACAUAUAUCUUGAGAGUUUGUCUGUUGAAUAAUAAAUGAAUAGCUGCAUUUUAGUAUUGCCACAUGGGGUUUUUGUCUUCUUUUUUUUUCUUUUUUUUAAAUCCUUAUUAAUUGUGUUCAUCAUUGGAUUGGAUGCAGGUGUUGAAGCAGAACAUUGUACAAUUUUAUCUACAGUUUUGUGUGAAGAUCAUUGUGUUGAAAUAACUGCACCGUUAUUUUUUUGCCAAGUUUUGUUAAUUUUUUGUCUGAAUGUAUUAUAUGUUUAUUUUUUUUCUGGGAGAAUGUUUUUGGUAUAUGUUUGCUUGCUAUUUUAAUCAUGAGUGUAAGUUCUUUGAGAUUUUUCUUUCCAGCUUUUCUCAAGUUUCCUUGCCCUGUCUCCUUGGUAACCAGGUGCAUAUUGACAUAUUGUCAGCACUAAUGUAGAUAAUGUGUAAACACAAACCUUGAUGUAAUACAAGACUAUUCUGAUAUUUGAAAUAUACAUAUUUAUUACCAACAAA
Gigantopelta aegis is the source of this 5167-nucleotide messenger RNA. Its product is annotated as ubiquitin-conjugating enzyme E2 K-like. Gene Ontology annotation, molecular function: ubiquitin conjugating enzyme activity; protein binding. Gene Ontology annotation, cellular component: nucleus. The record is from RefSeq and is a predicted model, not a curated record. Gene Ontology annotation, biological process: proteasome-mediated ubiquitin-dependent protein catabolic process; protein polyubiquitination. Bases 46 to 675 code for a protein of 209 amino acids. Lineage: Eukaryota; Metazoa; Mollusca; Gastropoda; Neomphalida; Peltospiridae. The transcript has 6 exons.